AUGGAGAAGGUGUUCACCGCGGAACAGAUUUCUGACUGGUUCACUUCAGGGACCACGUUUGCUAACAUUAAACUUACAGAAGACGCGGUUGAAAGACAGUUCGAUGAACCCGCGUCGAAAGAGACCAGACCAUCAGAGAUUCCUGAUAAGGGCAGCCUGAAGAAUGUGAACUCUGAUGGAAGAAGGUUCCAAAAACCUGAACCUGCACGGAGUACCCCUCCUCCUCCACUCCCCAGCUACCAGUACCCCAACUUGCCCAUAACCAAAAACAGACAGGAGUUGAUUUCCCUCAUAGAAAACAACUCUGUAGUGAUUAUUCGAGGAGCCACAGGCAGUGGCAAGACCACCCAGCUGCCACAGUAUAUUCUGGACCACUACAAUGAGAAAAAUGCCUCGUGCAACAUUGUGGUCACCCAGCCACGCAAAAUCGGGGCCAUCAGUAUUGCUCGAUGGGUUGCCACACAGCGCAAGUGCACCCUGGGUAGUCUGGUGGGAUAUCAGGUUGGGUUGGAGAGGAUGGCUACAGAGCACACCCGACUAAUCUACAUGACUACAGGAGUGAUGCUGCAAAAACUGGUUUCAGCCAAGUGCCUCACAGAGUACUCCCACAUCUUUGUAGAUGAGGUUCAUGAGCGCACUGAGGAGAUGGACUUUCUCCUACUGGUUUUGAGAAAACUCCUACAUUCCAACUCUCGUUACGUGAAGAUCAUCCUCAUGUCAGCCACCAUUAACUGCAGACAGUUUGCUGAGUACUUCAGCACCACAGUUCGGGGCAAGAUGAACCCAGCUUACGUGUUUGAAGUCGAGGGGGCACCGUAUGCCAUUGAGGAGUUUUAUCUGGAUGACCUCCAAAACCUGUUUCCAUACAGGGUUGAGUCACCUCAUCAGGAUGACCCUUAUAUCCCAGCAGAGAUGUACAGUCUUGCCAUCAGUCUCAUCCAGAGCUUUGACGAGAUGGAGAGCAAAGAUACAAGCAGCAAAGCUGAGAAAGGUGGCAUGACUUCGUCAGAGAGAGGCAGUGUACUGGUUUUCCUUCCUGGUAUAUACGAGAUAAGCUACAUGCAGGAGGCUUUGGUCAAGCUGGUCCACAAGAAAUUGCAGGUUUAUCCUCUCCACUCCAGCGUGACUCUGGAGGAGCAGAAUGAUGCGUUUCUGUCCCCUGUCCCUGGAUACAGGAAGGUCAUUCUUUCCACCAACAUUGCAGAGAGUUCGGUGACUGUUCCGGAUGUCAAAUAUGUGAUUGACUUCUGCCUGACCCGUCAUUUGGUCUGUGACCAAGAUACCAAUUAUCAGUCUUUGUGUCUCACCUGGGCAUCCAAAACCAACUGCAACCAGCGGAGGGGUCGGGCAGGACGAGUGUCAAAGGGCUACUGUUACCGUCUUGUCACCAAAGAGUUCUGGAAGAAUGGAAUCCCAGACUACAUGAUCCCUGAGAUGCUGCUUGCCCCAUUGGCCACCAUCAUGCUGAAGGUGAAGCUGCUGGACAUGGGAGAUCCCCGCUCCCUCCUCUCAACAGCCCUCUCACCUCCCAGCCUUGGCGACAUAGUGAGAACCGUGCUCCAACUCAAAGAGAUGGGUGCACUGUCUGUGAAAAGUGAUGGCAGUUAUCAAAAUGAGGAUGCCGAGCUAACAUUUCUGGGUCGAGUGCUGGCCCACUUGCCGGUGGACCCGUACCUGGGCAAGUUGAUUGUCCUGGGCCACGUCUUUGGCUGCCUGGACGAGUGCCUCAUCAUUGCUGCAGCGCACUCUCUGAAGAGUUUCUUUGCCAUACCGUCCAUGCAGCAGCUUGCUGGCCACAGGAGCAAGUUGGCCUUUGCCCGUGGCACACCAAGUGACUCCAUAGCUUUUGUCAAUGCCUACAAGGCAUGGCAGUCAUCCAAAAAGAGAGGUCAGCUGAGACACCCAAAGGACGAGCUGGACUGGGGAAAAGAGAACUUCAUUCAGAUCAAGAGGAUCAGGGAGGUUGCAGAGCUGUAUGAGGACCUGAAGAAGCGUGUGGCCCAGUUCAAUAUGCAUGUGCAGGAGAAUAAUGAACCAUCAGACUACACCAGCACACACAGGCAGAAGUUCAUUCUUCAGAUGGUCAUUGCUGGUGCCUGCUACCCCAGCUACUUCAUACAGGGGGAAAUAGAUGAAGACUUGGCCUCCAGAGAAUUAAGUGGCUUCAACCCCAGAACAGCAGUGAUGGUGAGGAACCUCCCUCCGUACAGUUUCCUGUACUACAAGCAGCUGCAGUCUCUGUUCCGCCUCUGUGGACAGGUCAAAUACAUUUCCUUUGAGAGCUCCAGAGCGUACGUGGAGUUCUACAGGACAUCUCAAGACUCGGUGCUGCCUGAGGUGUUCCUUGCCCUCCUUCUGGCCCAGCAGAGGUCUCCCAUGGAGCUGUCUGUUUACCCCAUUGAAGAAAUAGAAAAAUGUGCUGGGAAAAGAAACAUAGCUCACAUGAAAUAUUCACGAGUGAAUGCAGACUUCCAGAGCCAGUCUGUCUGCCCAGUGGGAGUGGUGAGCAGCACCAUUGACCCAGACAAGCUACCCCCCAAACGCUUGUUUGUGGUCAACAUCACAGAGGUGGUGGAGGUGGGACACUUCUGGGGUUUCCAGGCGGAUGAAGCCAGCUUGGAGAAGCAGCGCCACCUGACCGCUGACAUUAACAUGCGUACACUGCAUCCUGUAGCUGUGUCACUCUACCCCAACCUGCUGUGUCUGGCUCCUUACUCUGAGACCAAUGAGCAGAGCCAGUACUACCGUGCCAAGAUCCUGCACAUACGUGGCAAUACAGUGGAGGUGUUCUUCGUGGACUUUGGCAACACAGAGGUUGUUGCCUGCAGCAGCCUCAGAGAGCUCCCUUCUGACCUCCUGUCUCACCCUUUCCAGGCUCAGGAGUUCCAAGUUAUUGAAAUGCGUCCUUCAGCCCAGUCCAUCAUCCUGGGGAACCAGUGGAGCAGCCGAGCCCGCAACUGCUUCAUCACGUUGGUGAAGAGCAAGUCACUCAUUGUGUCGCUGUACUCCAUCCUCCACAACGUAAUGCGCGUCGAGCUGCUGAUCAACACAGAGACAACAAACACCAGCGUGGUGGACAUCUUGGUGGAGGAAGGACAUGCUACGAGGGCCGAAGAGAGUUUUGAUUCCAAGCAAAACCACGAGGGACUGAUGUCCCUGUACAGGGACAUGGAAACAGGUACAUAUGUCCCCAACGCUGCCAGCAGCUCCUGGCAUGAUCGCAAGAAAGAGGAGAAAGACCUCAUUGAUAACCUGCUGGCUCAUUUUUCCAAAAACAGCCAGUCCUUAUCAAAGACUAAGGUGCGUCUGCAUGGGCCAAGCAGUCCUCACAAGAUCAACUUCCAGAGUUUGAGCCGCAAGACCUACUACAAGACAGUGUGUGUGGAGAGGAGCAGCAUCAACUCCCUGGCCCUGAAUGAAAACCCUCACUACAAACAUGAGAGGAUGCUGGUGGCCAGGACUGUGUCAGUCAGCUCCACAGGUACACACAUUCUCCUGAAGGAUACCUCACUAAUGCCCGACAUUCCCGGACUUCCUGCGCUCAUUACAAUGCUCUUCACCCCAGUCAUGGAGUUGCGCACUAAUGAGGAGAGGACCUGCUACACCGGUGCCCUCUGUGGGCUGGGUUGGAGCAGUGAAACACAGGGCAUCCUACCUGAGCACGACAUUGAACUCGCCUUUGACGUCAAGUUUGAUGUUGAGGACAUCACUGAGAUAAAUGCUUUACGACUGGCCAUAAACCAUCUGGUGUGUGACGGGCCCAGUGGCACUGUGCAUCUGGGGCUCGACAGGAUCCGCCACCUGCAGGAGGACUGUCGGGAUCGCCUCAUUAGACUGUUCACCAAGUCACCCCCAAGGGAAGCUGUCACUCAGGUGUGCUACGAGAAUCUGGAGAAAUGGAACCAGGCGGAUCCCUCCCUGAAGAUGGAUAUCGUGGAGCCUGGAGGUGGAAAGAUGAGAAAUGUUCUCUUUCAGCCACAUCCUGUCAUUCUCCUCAACACUUAAAAAGGCACUGUGAUCCUUGCAUUUAUGCUGAACUGAUUCCAGUGUAGUAAUACUAGCAGUUGCCAGGAAGUUUAAUUCAGUUAUUUUAGUUAUUAUAUAAGUUAUAUAAGUUUUAUGGUUUUUUUAUGUUCC
Messenger RNA from Toxotes jaculatrix (banded archerfish), 4137 nucleotides. It is a transcript of the gene tdrd9, whose product is annotated as tudor domain containing 9. The record is from RefSeq and is a predicted model, not a curated record. Gene Ontology annotation, molecular function: ATP binding; RNA binding. Bases 1 to 4005 code for a protein of 1334 amino acids. NCBI's taxonomy places the organism in Eukaryota, Metazoa, Chordata, Actinopteri, Toxotidae. Gene Ontology annotation, cellular component: intracellular anatomical structure. The transcript is spliced from 35 exons.